Molecule: messenger RNA, 9057 nt
Organism: Paramecium pentaurelia
Lineage: Eukaryota; Ciliophora; Oligohymenophorea; Peniculida; Parameciidae
Source: the annotation of a GenBank genome assembly
AUGAAAUCAUUUAAUUCAUUUCUGAAAUUACUUCACAUCUAAUGGGAAUAAAUAUGUAGUGAUGAUAUUUCAGAUUCAGUUAGAGAUAAACUAAAAUAAUCUCUAUAAAAUUAAUCUGUUUUAGAAUCAAGGUUCAUUUCGUUAUCAAAAUCGAAAAGUGAAAAUCCAUAAGAAUAUGAAAGCUUUUUUGCUUAAGAGAGAGACUCUCCAUUCUUUUCAACUUAUUUACUAAUAUGUACUGUUAUCAAAGAAUACUAUUUAUAAACUGAUAACAUGUUAAGUGAAUUGUCACCAAGUCUAUAAAGCUCAAGUUCAACAUAAUAAUAGAUAACUAUUGAAUCAAUCAUAGACUGUAUGGAUAAUCUACUUUAUGAGUAUGAAAAAUUAACAGAGAUCAAUUCAAUUGUGAGAUAAGUCAUAUUUGAAGUAUUUUAUUAGGUUGGAGGAAAUGUCACAAUUUUUAUAAAGAAUUUGAUGUUAAACAAUGAUGAGUAGAUUCAUUCUUAAAAAUACAUAAAGGCAUUUAUGAAUUUAUAAAAACUCUUAAAAUUGAAUAUAAAUCUAAAUUUCAAGGAAAAACAAAAGAUACUGCCUUUUAUUUAUUAAAUGUUAUUAGGAAAUACUCUAUAUUUUGCUUAUAUAAAUGAGAUUGAUUUUUAGAAUUUCAUAGACAUUUUUUAGUUAUUUUAAUAAUGUUUUUUAGAAAACUCAAAGUAAUUAUAAGAAUUAAGUGAUAUUGAAUAAUUUUAGGAGGUAACAUUUUGCUAAGUUUAUUCAUAAUGUUUAAAAUAAAAUUAUCAAUUAUAAUAAUAUACUUAGUUUUUAUAAUCAAAUGUAUCUAAAUGGGUUGAAUAGAUUAAAGAGUUUAAUGAUGUCAAUUACUAUUUGAUUUUCAUAUAUUUGAUUUAAGUAACAGAAUUUGUUGAUAUUAUCAAUUUUCAACCAGAAAUUAUAUAAACAAGAAAUCAAUAAAUUAUUAAUUUAAUAAAAUAAAAGAAUCAUAGAGUUGUUGGUUAUUUAUUUAAUCAAAUAUUAUCUAAUCCAAAAUUAAAAAGUUAUUUAUAAAUAUUUGAUGAUAUUUUCUAAAAUUAAAAUCAUGAUAUUAAAUUAAUAUAUUAUAAAUUAAUAGGAGAAUAACUUUUAUAAAUAAACAACACUUAAAUUAUAGAUUAAUACCUUUGCAUUCAUAUAAAUGGAUUAAAGGAAUUUCUAAAUGUCAAUAAUCUAAGUACUUAAUAACUUAUACAAUUUAUAACAUAUUUAUGCAAAUAUUAUAAUUAAUUUAAUGAAGAUUAAAAAAAAGAAUUUGAUUCUUUACUUAUUAAAUUUUAUUCUCAAGAAAUCAAAGAUGAAUAAUAUUACAAAAAAUUUGAUAUCAAAAUCUUAUAAUUACUAGAAGAUUAAUAAAUUUAUUCAUAAAUUAUUGAUAUUGCUAUUAAAAAUUCAUCCAAAAGCAAAUAACACAGUUAUGGAUUCUUAGUUUUCAUCUAAGAUGUAAAUUAAUUUUUUAUUAUGUUAGUCUAUUUAAUAGAAUUCUGAAGACUUACAACAUAUUUUAAAAUAUAUUCAUUUUUUAAUGGGAUCUUGUAAGAGAAACAAUAAAGGUUAGAAUAAAAAAAGUAUUAAUUAUAAGAAAGGAAAAGGCACAAGAAUACUCGACUUUUUAUUAUCAAAUAUGAGAAUUUUUAUAACAAUAGUGAAGAGUGUUUAUGAUCUUAUGAUCAAAGAAUCUAAUAUGACAGUUAGAGAACAAUAAUGUAAAAUAUAUAUAGAGAUUUAUCAUAAAAUCACAUAUAUCAUAUACUUAAUAUAUUGGUUAAUUGAAGAUAAAAGUAUAUUAAAUUCAGGAGGCAUUUAAUAAAUUAGUUUAGAAUUAUGUUAAAUUCACUAUAAAUUUACUAUCAACUUAAUAGUUAUUCUUCAAAAAACUAAUAAUCUACAAUCAAGUAUUAUUUAUUAAAUAAUUAAUAAUAUCAAUUCUAUUGCUCAUGGAUGUGAUUAUAUUAAUUAUAUUAAGGAUAAUUAUUUUGAUAAGAAUGAUAAUUUAAUAAAUGCUUAGGAUGUAUUUGAAUAAUUAAAUGAAAAAAGAGUUCAAUUAAAAUUAAUAUUUAAUAAAUUUUAUGAAACAAGUCUAAGUAUAUUAUUUGAAGUGCCAUAUAUUACAAUAGAUAGAAGAUUUUAUUUAUAAAUAUUGAGAUUUCAAUUAAAAACAUAGAUUUCACUUGUGCUUUCAUUUACAGAUUUCUGUCCUAAAUUUAUUUUCUAUUUUAGAAUUGAAAGAGACCCUGAGAUUAUCAAUUUAAUGAAAUAAUGUGCAAUUAUUGUAGUUUCAUUAAAUUAAGAUCCUUAAAUAAUAAAAUAAUUAUUUGAAACAUUAAGUUAUCAUUAAUCUACAAUAUUAAUGAAUGAUCUUGAUGAAAUUUAAUUAGAUGCCAAUGAUUAAGAUGAAAUUUAAUAAGCAUAUAGAUUAGCAAACUUAUCACCUUAUAGAAUUCCUUUAUUAUUAUAAAGUAGUUUAUUAUUAAGAUUGGUUGAUGAUAAAAAUUAUUAUAUUAAAGUUGUUAAAAUAAUAUUAGAGAUUUUUCUAUAAGUUUAUUAAUAAUGGUAAGAAAUUUUGUAAUCUUUGUAAAAAUAAUCAAAUCUAUUAUAUUUUUAAGGAGGAUCAUCAUCAAUUUAGAUAAAUAUGAAUCCUUUACCAAUAUAAUAAAUUGAAGUAAGAAUGAAAUUAAGAUUAAUUAUGUAAGAGAAUGAAAUAGUAAGUAUGUAAUACUUAGAUAGAAUGAGUUUUGGAUCAUUUUUAGUUAAUUCUGAAUAUGUUGGAAAAUUAAUAAUAUUUACAUUAUGUUUUACAAAAAAUCAAGAAAUUCAAAUUGCAAUUAAUAAAUAGAAAUUUAUUAUAAUUUAUAAAUCUGAUGAAACUGAUUAAGAAGAAGGUAUUUAAACCAAUUUUGAUUUAUCAUAAUGGUUUAAUUUGAAUUUUUACAUAAAAAAUAGUCAAUAAAUGAUACUUGAAAUUAAUGAAUAAAGAUUUUCUUUAUAAUUAAAAUUGCCAUAAAUUCAAACUUUUUAACUUAAUUAAUUUGUUUUGGGAGUUACAUUAAAUUUUGACAUAGAAUAAACAUAGCAGAUGAAUAAAAAAUAAAAAUUUUAAACAUAAUUCAUUGAUUCAUUUAUAUUUUUGAAUUAAUCCUUUGAUGGACAAAUAUCAGAAUUUAAUUUGAUAAUAAACGAUUAAAAAAUCAAAUUUGAAUAAUCUAGUAAUACAAAUCUUUAGAAAUAAACAAAAAACUUUAUAAAUUCAGGUGUCAUAAUUGAAGAGGAAAUAGAAUUUGAUGAUAUAUUUUUGAUAACUCCUUGUAGACAAAUUCAACCUAUUAUGUGCAGUUAGAAUGUUUAUAUUUUGGAUAUGAAAAAAGGACUUGAUUUCAUAUAAAAAUCUGGAGGUUACAAUAUAUUUUACAUGGUAUUAGAUGUUUUAUAUGCUGUAUAUGAAAAUACUAAUUUAAGUGAUUCUGAAGAGAUUUUGAUUUUAAUUUUGAAAUUGUUAGAGGAAGAUAUAUAAAGAUAAAGUUCUUAAAUAUCUAGAUUUGUUGAUUCCAGAAAUCUAUAAAUUUUUGAGGAGCAUUGUAAAUAAUGGAUUUAAAUAAAUUAAAGAAUUUCAGAUGAAUUUAUAAAAUAAUUGUUAUCAAUAUAUUAAAAAAUAGGAGAUGAGAAAGCAUCUAUAUUGUAUCUGUUGACUGUUAUAAAAAUAUUAGAUAAUAAAAUAACUACUGUUGAAUAAAUGAAAUUGAUAUUUUAGUCAAUAGUAAUCUAGAAAGUACUUAAGUCAGAAAAUUUAAUUUAAUUUAUUAAUGUUUAACUAUAUUUUGAAAGUAGAUAAUUAUUUACAUAAAUCUCAUUAAUAAAAGCUUAACCUUUCAUCAAUAUUGAAUCAAAUAAUUUAUUUUCACAUUCCUUAACUAAAUGUAUUUAAUAUUAAGGAGUUGUGCGCACAGCAGAUUUUAAUCGAAUUUCUGAAUUUUUUAAUUUGUUAUUAAGUUAAGAACAGUUUAAUUUAUUUACUUUAGAUAUAUUAUAAAUAAUAGAGAUAUUGAUAAUUGAUUUAAUGAAAUAAAAGAACAAAUUAAGAUCAGAAGAAGAAAAUAUAUUAAAUAAUUAUAAAAAGAACAUAGUAUAAAUUUUAGAUAAGUAAAAUAAAUUCAAUACAAUAAAUUAAUAUUUUAUGUAUGAAUCAGAAGUAUUUGACAAAUUAUAUGAAUUAACUUUUUCAAUUUAUGUAUCAAUAGUAUAAAAACUGAGACUUAAUUAAAAAAAGGAUUCUGAGUUAGGAUCAUUAUAAAUUUAUUAUGAUUAUUUUUCACCUUAGACAUAAACAGAAGUUGGAUAAUUUUUUAUUUCAAAAAUAUUAUCAUUAAUAAGUUAAAAUGAAAAGGAUGAGUGUUUAGUUCAUCAACUAUUGAAAUUUUUGAAUUAAUUAUAUUCAAAUUAAUAAAUAAAAGAUACUAUGAAAGAAACUUUAACAAUUUACUUUUUGGAUGUAUUUAAGAAUGUUGUAUUAAGAAAAUAGUAAUCAGACAUUUUAGUAAUAAAUCUAAUGCAAUUUUAAGAUUUUGCAUUAUUAAUGAAACAUCUUAUGCCUCAUUCUAUAAAUAAGAAGUAAAAUUCUUCAGAAUUAUUUACUUAUUUUAUUAUCUAUCUUAUAGAAGUUUAUCCAAAAUGUACAAGUGAAAUUUUAUAUAAAGUUCAUAUUGAAAGUAAUUUAUUCAACAAAGAUAGUUUUAAUUCAUUUCUAUAAGCAAUAUAUCCUAUAAUUAUAUAAUUUUAUGCUUUAAAAUAAGUGUAAUAAUUUUAAGGUUAAGAAGAUGAGAGAAAAUUAAUAAGUAUUAUAACAGCAUAUUUACAUAUUGAAUAAUGUUUUGGAGAGAUAUCAGAUUUAGAAUUUGUUAAUUGGAAUCUAUAUUCUUAGAUAAUGGAUAAAGGAAUUGAUCUCUUUAAUUAUUUAGACAUAUUAUUUUAUGAUCUUAAUUUCUAUAUGCCAUGUGUUGAAGAUUAUUUUAAUUGGGAUAAUAUAAGAUAAGAUUUUGAGAAAUAAAGAAAACAAUGUAAUAGAAUUCUACCUAAUGGUGGCAUAAAAAGAUUAAUGAGAUAAUUGAUUGCUCCUUAUGUUAAAAUUCCAUAAAUGAAAAAACCAAUAAAAAAUUAUUUAUCUAUUAACAAAAAAAAUUCAGAAGAGGGGAAAAUUGAUUAAUAAAGUUGUAUAAGAAUAAAGAAAUAUAUAGAUCAAGAAUUCUCAGCUCCUUUUUUGUAAACUAAAAAAAUCUUAAAAAGAAAUUUAAAUUAGUUAUUUUAAGAUGCUGGAAUAUCAAGAAGUAAUUAAAAAGAAUAUAGAGAAAAGAAAUCAAGAAUAAUACAUCAUUCUAAAUUAUAUUAAUCCUUAAUUUAUUAUUCUCUUUCCUAAGAUAGUACACUUGAUGAAACAUAAAUUAAAAAGUAAAUAUUAUUAUUUUAAUAUAGUUUACAAGAAAUAUUUGGAAAGUAUUAAUUGACUAAACUUUGUGAUUGGAAAAAUGUGAAUCAUAAUUCUAUUGAAUGUUUAAUUUAUUAAUAGGAUGCAUCUCAAGAAUAAAUAUUAAUGGCUUUUAAUUAAUUAAAUAAUAUUAAGUUGUAAAAUUUAAGGAAUUAAUAGAAUAUAAAAUAUUUACAAAAUACUUUUGAUUUAUCUUAAAUUGAUCAAAUAAGAGAUGAAACUGCAAAUGCAAUUCAAUAAAGUAUAUUCUUAGAUUUUUAAAUGUAUUAUUAAUUUGUUCAUAAACUAUGGUUGUUAUUUCCUAAAAUUGUUGAUCCUUAUGAAAUGCCAAAGACAUAAAGUAAUUUAUCAGCUCAUCGUUAAUCAUCAUUUUCUGAAAUGAGUAUACCUAUAUUUAGAGAUUCUUAAAAGAAAUAUUGGGAAAGAGAGAGUUUAGAUUUAAAAUAAAGACAAGGAUUAUGGUUUUUUGUUGAUGAUUAUCUCUAAGUUCUUUAUUAAGAAUUAAAUAAUUUUAUUACACAUCAAGAAUUUAAAUUUGAAAUUUUGGAAAAUAUGUAAAUGAAAAUGUAAGUUUGUCAUUUAGAAGAUAUCAUUAGAAGAAGGCCACAUUUAACUUAAAUAAAAAUGAAAAACUUUUAUAAACCAUAUUUAAAGACUAAUAAUUAAACCAGAAAGAAAUUAACUACUUUAGAAGAAUCAAGCAGCAUAGAUAAGAGUAAAUCAAAUAUUAAUACAUCUUUUACUAUAUUAUUAUAAAAAUCAGAUAACAUAGAAGAAUCAUUAAGUCAAAGUUUAAUUAAAAGAGCUAAAAGAAGAUCAUCAAUUAGAUCAGAAUAACUUAUAUCAAAUUAAAAUAAUUUAACUAUGACUAGUUUUAGAAAAGGAUCAUCAGAUAGUAAUCAAUUAGUGACUACUAAAUAUUUUUGUGAAUAUAUAACUUAAGAAGCAGCUUAUUAAGGAAUAUUGAGAUUUAAUGAAAAGAAUUAAUCUCUUAUAUUCAAAUCGGAAAAAAUUGAUUUCAAAGAAUUAUUUACUAGUCCAGAAGUUAAAUAAACUACUGAAGAAAUAUUCCUAGAAAUAUCUCUUACUUAGAUAAUUAGUGUGCAUCCGAAGAGAUUUUUAUUAAAUGAAAUUGCACUUGAGAUAUUUAUUCAUAGAUAGAAUUUCUUUUUUAAUUUAUUUAGAAAUGAAAAACUAUAAGAAUUUGUAUAAGAAUUAAAAAGAAAGAAAGUCUAAGUAAUUGAUCCCAUAGAAGAAUUUAAGAAAAGGAAUUAUUAAUAAAAUUGGGUUGGAGGAUAAUUAUCUAAUUUUCAAUAUUUAAUGCUUGUUAAUACUUUUUCAGGAAGAACCUAUAAUGAUCUAAGUUAAUAUUUCAUAUUUCCUUGGGUUAUUUCAAACUAUAAAUCAUAAUAAAUUGAUUUUGCAUGGAGAAAAUAAUCAAAUAUAUUUAGAAAUCUUAAAUUACCAAUGGGUGCAAUCUCAAGAAAAACUGACGAAAUCUUAAAAGAUUAUAAGGAAAGAGAUUUGGAUUGUAUUGAUGAAAACUUCAUGUAUGGAUCCCAUUACUCAAAUGCUGCAAUUGUUUUCAAUUAUUUAAUAAGAUUAGAGCCUUUUAAUGAGUUACAUUUCUCAUUAUAAAAAAGUAAAUUAAAAUCUUUAUUUUUAUUAGAUAAAUUUGAUGUAGCAGAUCGUUUAUUUUCUAAAAUAGACAUUCUAUGGGAAAAUAGUAUAAAAUAAGAUAAUAAAGAGUUAAUUCCAGAAUUUUAUUAUAUGCCUGAAUUUUUAAAGAACAUGUAUAUUUAAAUUGAUAUUUUUUAAGAAAUUUCUUUGAUUUUGGAACAUUGUAAUCAUAAUCACGAGUUACUGAUGUAGAAUUACCAAAGUGGGUAAAAACAUAGACAGCUGAAGAAUUUGUUUAUAGAAUGAGAUAAGCAUUAGAAAGUGAUGCAGUAUCUAGUUAAUUGAAUUAUUGGAUUGAUCUGAUAUUUGGAAUUAAUAAUAAUGGAUAAAAUGCAGUAGAAAAUGUUAAUGUAUUUCAUUAUCUGACUUAUGAAUAAAAUCUACAAAUGAUUUUAAAAAAGAAUGAUGAUCAUUCAACUAUUCAAUCAUAUUUAACUUAAGUGUAUUAUUUUGGUUAAACACCAAAACAAUUAUUUCAGAAGGCUCAUUAGAAAAGGAAAUAUAGUUUAUAGUUAUAUAUAAAUUAGAUUCCCUUUUUUGGUGAUAAUCCUGAUAAAAACAAUAAGGGUGUUAUCUUUUAAUAAAAGGCAGAAUAAAAUAAAAUAGACAAAUCAUAAAUACUAGGAUUUUAUCCAUAUUCAAAGAAAUGCAUAUAUAUUUUAAAGGUAGAUGAUGAGAAAUAUAAUCAUCUAACAUUAUUGGAGACUAAACAUUAAGAGGAUUAAGGAUAUUAUUAUUAUCAUUGUAUAACUAAAUAAUUAGUGAAAUUACCAGAGAUAAAAGUAGAUGGAUGUAAUCCUUAGAAUAUGUUUACUUUCAUUUAUGAAUAAGAGUAUUAAUUUGGAGAUGGAUAUGAUUCUUAAUAUUAUAGUAUUUUUGAAGAGAGAUUAAAUUACAAUUUAUAUUUUUGUUUGGUAGGAUUUUUAGAUAAAAGUGUAAAAAUAUAUGACUUAAGGAAUAAGAUGUAAGAAUUGAAAAUAGAUGUUUCUUUUUAAAAUGUAAAGAGAUAAAAAAGAGCAUCAUGUGUUAGAUACCAUGCUGUAUCAAAGAUUUUAGCUAUUGGAUCAUUAGAUGGCUUACUUUAAUUAUAUUAACUCCAAUUCGGCUAAUAAAUGUAAGCAAAAGGAGUCCUCACAAAAUAAUUAAGGAAUGGAAUUUUAAGUAUUGAUUUAACAGAUUUAAACAUAUUAACAGUAGACUAAAAGAAUGUAGCAAAUUUAUUUACUUUAGAAGGAGAGUAAUAUUUAUUAUUAAUAUUUUAAAGUUUAUUACAAACAAUUUAAUUGGAUAAUUCUGAUAAGAUUUUUUAAUGUUGCAUCUAGAUUCAAUUUCUUGUAUUUAAGAGUGCAAAUUCUUAAAUUUCAAUAUAUACAGUAAAUGGGAAAUAGUAUUUACAGACUAUGUAAUUAAUGGAUAAGGCUUCAAAGAAUAUACUGUUUACAACUCCCUUUUCAUCUAAAUUUGUAUAAUUAUAUAUUGAUUAUAAUAGUUAUUAUAUUCGUUGAAUCAAUAAGGAGAAGAAAACUUGCCUAAGUUUGAUCCUAUCAUUUAUUGUUAUGACAUAUUUGAAUUGAAAUUACAAUAAUAAUAAUUAGGAAUUUUGAAAUCUGAUAAAAUAUUGGUCAAAAAGGGAAGCUAAAAAGGAAGUGGAAUAUCAGCUCUUCAUAUAAGUUUUGAUAGAUGUCUAAUUACAGAUUAGAAUGAAAUUAAACACAUUUAUUUGAUUGCUAUAGAUAAUCAAAUCUUUUUUUAUAUGGAUGAAUAAUAUGGUAUGAUAUAAUUCUAUAUAAAUAGAUUAAAAACUGAUACUAAGAUAAAAAUUGAAGGAAGGAGGACUCUCUAUUAUUUGA